Chara braunii is the source of this 1001-nucleotide messenger RNA. NCBI's taxonomy places the organism in Eukaryota, Viridiplantae, Streptophyta, Charophyceae, Charales, Characeae. The record is from the annotation of a GenBank genome assembly.
CUUGAUUGAACUUUUUUCUUUGUCAGUGUUUAAAAAUAAUAAUAAUAUUGAAAACAGCGUGAUUCUUUCUCGCCCGUUUGGAGGGAAAAAAAAAAAAAAAAAAAAAUCAGUUCUUUGUUUGUAUUGUAAAUGCCGCGGUGUGGGGCACCUCUAAAAGAUGAUGAUGAUGCUGAUGACGAUGCUGCUGCUGCUGCUGCUGCUGAUGAUGAUGAUGAUGUCAUCAUCAUCAUUUGCGCUGAUACCGAUGACGGUGAUGAUACCGAUAACGACGACGAUGAUGAUGAUGAUGAUGAUGAUGAUGAUGGCAACGCUGACGCUGCAGCUGCUUCGGCUGAUGGUGGUAAUGAUGAUGAUGAUGAUGAUGAUGAUGAUGAUGAUGAUGAUGAUGUAGCAAGGGGCGGGGGCGGCAAGGACCCAAAUAAGAUUGAUCUCUCAGCCCCCUCGCCCUCCAGGUCCCAUGCUUAUACCGAUGACGAUGAUGAUGCUGAUGCUGAUGCUGAUGAUGAUGAUGACGAUGGCAACGCUGACGAUGCAGCUGCUUCUGCUGAUGGUGGUGGUGAUGAUUUGCAUCUGAUGAUGAUGAUUUGCUGCUGGCGAUAACGAUUCGAAGAUUUGUUCGCAGAAAUGAGGAUUAUGUUGAUGACUAGCAGAUGAGGAUGAUGAUGAUGAUGAUGUUGAUGAACUGCAGAUGAUGAUGAUGAUGAUGAUAUAGAAAGGAGGAAAUAGUGGCGGGGGCGGCAAGGACCCAAAUAAGAUUGAUCUCUCGGUCCCCUCGCCCUCCAGGUCCCAUGGUAUGUGCAUGCAUCCUGUUGUCCUUGACUUUGCCUGUACCUCUGAGAACCAAAUGACAGAUCGGGACCGAAGCACUCUGUUACCAGGUGAAUAGAAGGGAAAAUUUGUUAGAUACCCCUCAGAAGUGCGACACUCAUCAGAUGCCCCUAAAAAUUGGUUGUUCGCCACUGGCUAUGUUUGGUCCUCGUGAAUAAAAGGGCAUGUCGCUG